AUGAAAAAGGAUUCAAAAGAAUCUUCUAAUAUAUCAUUCAUUAGAGAUCUAAUAACGGUAGUGGUCAUCACCCUCAUUGUUGGCUUAGGUUAUCCUUUGUUUUUAUAUACAACUUCAAUUUACAGAGCAGAUUUACCAGUUAAUGAAGUCAAUAAUUUUGACAUAGAAUCAAUUUCAUAUAAAAUACCUAUAUAUUCUAAUGAGCCACUUGAUUAUAAUGCAAUUGAAUCUGGGUUUAGAGCGAAAUAUCCUGAGUUGGUGAAGGAAUGGCAAAUUGAAAUUGUCGAUCGACCAGAACAGGCUAAAUAUCAAAUUCAUUUGGAAGAAUCAACUGGCCAAGAUAGUUUUGAAACUAAUGAAAGGGAUAUUGUCAUCAAAGCUCAAUCACAAAACAACUACAAUUCAUACGUUCAAGAAGUUUUAUUUGACAAUGUUUUCAAAGAUGAAUUGGAAACUUUAAAAGCACUCAAAACUGAUCAAUAUUCUUUGGGUGUUGCAUUUCCAUAUAGUCCUCAUUACAAUUUAGUCUUUUCAUUAUUUACUGAGAAUGGGAAAAAUAUAAACUGGGAAAUAGAGGAAGCAUUAAAUCAUUUUCAAUCAGUAUCAGCUUUCUUAAAAAAUAUUACAACAUUUACAAUUAAUACUCAAAUUCAAUAUUAUACAAAACUUUCUAAACACUAUGAGAACAACUACAUACUUGAAAGUGAUUUGAAAACAUUCAUAAAUUUUAAUGACUGGAAUUUGGUCAAUUUUGAUAUAAAUCCAACCAUAAAUUUUUUGGUAUACAUUCCUGAUAAUCAAUUAAGUAUAGAAAAUUCUAAAACUAACUCAUUUUUAAUUUCUCAAUGGGGUGGUAUAAAAUUGUUCAACAAAAACAUGCCAAUGAUGUCAAAUUCAAAAUUAUUGAAAGAAGAUUUGAUACCCAUAAUGAAUAUUUUCACCAACCAGUUAUUUAAGUUGGUCGGAUUACCAGAAGGAUCACAAUCUUUACAAAUAAAAUUAGACUCAUUAGAGAGAAUAUUAAUAUAUAAAAAUAUAAAAAAUUCAUUAAAUAAUUUAAAAUCAUUGAUCAAAUUAUCGAAAUCAUUAAAUGAAAUUACAGUACCAGAAGAAACAAAACAAGAAAUUCUCAAGUGUCUAGAAAACAUUAAGUUGGCUAUUGAAAAUAAAUCAGUUGAAUUUUCUGCGUUAGCUGAACAAGCAUCAAAUAAAGCAUUUUUUGAAAAAGAAAUGGUCCAGCAAGCUUACUUCCCAAGUGAACAUAAGUUGGCAGUAUUUUUGCCGCUAUUAGGUCCAAUUGGUUCAAUAGUGAUCUUUAGUGUAAUACGGUUCAUCAAAAAGUUUAAAUCAACAGGUGUUGUUGGUAUAUAA
Lodderomyces jiufengensis is the source of this 1371-nucleotide messenger RNA. RefSeq lists its product as uncharacterized. The record is from RefSeq and is a predicted model, not a curated record. Gene Ontology annotation, biological process: attachment of GPI anchor to protein. The coding region runs from base 1 to 1371 and encodes 456 amino acids. Gene Ontology annotation, cellular component: GPI-anchor transamidase complex. The transcript has a single exon. NCBI's taxonomy places the organism in Eukaryota, Fungi, Ascomycota, Pichiomycetes, Serinales, Debaryomycetaceae.